This is a messenger RNA of Homo sapiens (human), 4226 nucleotides long. RefSeq names its product regulator of G protein signaling 9 (gene RGS9). The transcript has 17 exons. The record is from RefSeq and is marked reviewed. Lineage: Eukaryota; Metazoa; Chordata; Mammalia; Primates; Hominidae. The coding region runs from base 172 to 1626 and encodes 484 amino acids. Gene Ontology annotation, molecular function: GTPase activator activity; GTPase activity. Gene Ontology annotation, biological process: nervous system development; photoresponse recovery; regulation of G protein-coupled receptor signaling pathway. Gene Ontology annotation, cellular component: presynaptic membrane; cone photoreceptor outer segment; membrane.
AGUCAGCGGCGCCUAGUGAGAGUCAGGGGGGCCCGGCCCGCGCCCUCCCCGCCCAGCCGCCUCCCCGUCGACGCCCAGGGCUGGGGCGAGCCAGGCUGCCUUUCGAACUUGGGGGGCUUCUCCUCUUGUCUCCCACUGGUGCUCUGGCUGUGAAUCCAUCCAGGGGCCAGGAUGACAAUCCGACACCAAGGCCAGCAGUACAGGCCGAGGAUGGCAUUUCUCCAAAAGAUUGAAGCGCUCGUGAAGGACAUGCAGAACCCAGAGACAGGGGUCCGAAUGCAGAACCAGAGGGUCCUGGUCACCAGCGUUCCUCAUGCCAUGACAGGAAGUGAUGUUCUGCAAUGGAUCGUCCAGCGGCUUUGGAUCUCCAGUCUGGAGGCACAGAACUUGGGCAACUUUAUUGUCAGGUAUGGCUACAUUUACCCCCUGCAAGACCCCAAGAAUCUCAUUCUCAAGCCUGAUGGCAGCCUCUACAGAUUUCAGACACCGUAUUUCUGGCCCACCCAGCAGUGGCCAGCUGAAGAUACCGAUUACGCCAUCUAUCUGGCCAAGCGAAAUAUCAAAAAGAAAGGGAUUUUGGAAGAAUAUGAAAAGGAAAAUUACAAUUUCUUGAACCAAAAAAUGAACUAUAAGUGGGACUUUGUCAUUAUGCAGGCCAAAGAGCAGUACAGGGCUGGAAAGGAGAGGAACAAAGCAGACAGAUAUGCCCUGGACUGCCAGGAGAAGGCAUACUGGCUGGUGCACCGAUGCCCUCCUGGAAUGGACAAUGUGCUGGACUACGGCCUGGACCGAGUGACCAAUCCGAAUGAAGUCAAGAAACAAACAGUCGUUGCUGUCAAAAAAGAGAUCAUGUAUUACCAACAGGCCUUGAUGAGGUCCACAGUGAAGUCUUCUGUGUCCCUGGGAGGGAUUGUGAAAUACAGUGAGCAGUUCUCAUCCAACGAUGCCAUCAUGUCAGGCUGCCUCCCCAGCAACCCCUGGAUCACCGAUGACACCCAGUUCUGGGACUUAAAUGCCAAAUUGGUGGAAAUCCCAACCAAGAUGCGAGUGGAACGAUGGGCCUUCAACUUCAGCGAAUUGAUCCGAGACCCCAAAGGUCGACAGAGCUUCCAGUACUUCCUCAAGAAAGAAUUCAGUGGAGAGAAUCUGGGAUUCUGGGAAGCCUGCGAGGAUCUGAAGUAUGGAGAUCAGUCCAAAGUCAAGGAGAAAGCAGAGGAGAUUUACAAGCUGUUCCUGGCCCCGGGGGCGAGGCGCUGGAUCAACAUAGAUGGCAAAACCAUGGACAUCACAGUGAAGGGGCUGAAGCACCCCCACCGCUAUGUGCUGGACGCCGCACAAACCCACAUUUACAUGCUCAUGAAGAAGGAUUCUUAUGCUCGCUAUUUAAAAUCUCCGAUCUAUAAGGACAUGCUGGCCAAAGCUAUUGAACCUCAGGAAACCACCAAGAAAAGCUCCACCCUCCCUUUUAUGCGGCGUCACCUGCGCUCCAGCCCAAGCCCUGUCAUCCUGAGACAGCUGGAAGAGGAAGCCAAGGCCCGAGAAGCAGCCAACACUGUGGACAUCACCCAGGUCAUGAGCAAGCUGGACCGCAGGAGCCAACUCCAAAAAGAGCUGCCUCCUAAAUAAAUCUGUGAUUCCUGGGGGUGGGGUCAUGCACUUGGGAGAGGCAAAUGAAGAAGGGUAGGGUCAGAGUCUAGAAGGUUCCAUUCCCCAUUUGUGGAGGUCAUCAGGUUCAUCCCAUACUCCUCUAACUUUCUUCAUGGGGGACUUCCUAAUACCACAGCAACCAGAGCUUGUUCUCCCAAGCCCACUCAUCAGGGGACAGGGUGGGCGAAGGCGGUGGGUGGGAGAGGGGAUCACCUGACUCAAUUGCUGUGUGGCUGCCUAUUGUACCUUAGAGAGUUCUUAGGGGAACUAUGAACUUUUUCAGUAAGAGCCAGGGGGAAAAAGCUGUCUCAGUGAGAGCCAUAGGGAAAAGUGGUACACAAAGCUCUCACUGAGAGAGAGCUUUGUCUACCACUCUCUGCUUUGGAAAAUUAAAAAGAAGGCCUCUCCCCAUACCCAAGGCCUAGUGUUUUUCAGGGAGAUUUGUUUAAAAUAGCUUUAUGAAGCUCCUCAUCCUAUCUCUCUAAUUUAGACUAUUGUUUCCAAAUCAUUCUGAGGAUCCGCCGAGGGGCUAGUUGCAGGGAAGUACUUUCUCUGAACUCCCCUGCUAUGCCUGCCUGGAAAGACCCUGCUGAGACGUUUCUCCUGUUGAGUUUGUUCUUAGUCAUAAUUACUGGAGGGUUGAUGGGCUCUCUUCUUCCCAUCUCCCCAUCCCCUUGUCCAUGCUGGGGAAAUAAGCGGCUUGCGGGAAUGAAGGACUCAAAUGGCCCUCUGAGGAGCAUCUUUUUGGCUAAAGAACAAAGGCAUUGAUGUCUUCAUUCAUGGGAAGAGGAUGGUAGACAUCGAGAUGAGUGAGGAUCAGAGAUGAUACUCUCUAGGACAUUUUCUAGAUGUUGAUUCUUCCCUCUUCUGUAGGUGUAGACGAGGUCAGCCCUGUGGUCAGGACUGGGGGAGAGGACAGUUCUAACUGACCUUGGGGGGUUUAGAAGGUCAUUCUCGAAGUUAGGCUCACUCCUUACACUUGUGCAAGAAUGCAACAGAGAUAGAGCACAGAAGUGAGCAAGAGACCAGCCUGACCAAGCAGGAAUACUCACUCAUUCAGCACGUCUAUUGAGCACCUACUAUGUGCAAACAUCGGUGAAUAAAACAGACGUGGUUCUCUCUCAUGGAGCUUCUUCUAGUCUAGGACUGAGACAAAAUAAUUAAACAAACUAUCAGGUAGCUAUUGCUGUGUGACAAUCAACCAGAAAAAUAGAGCAACAUUCAGCAAGUGUUCAUUGUUCAUGCAUGUGGGGUCAUCUGUGUGGCUCUGUGGAUCUUGGCUGGGUCCACUCAUCUGUCUAGGAGUGUUGCAGUGGCCUAGGCUGAGAUGAGUGAGAUGAGUUUUCUCUGCUUCAUGUACCUCUCUUCUCCCAGCAGUCUUGCCUAGGCAGAAUCCCAUGCUGAAGACUGAAUUGCAAGGGAGCAAGUAGAAACACACAAGGCUUCACAUAGUCUCUUCUACUUUAUUUUAUUGGCCAAAGAAAGUCAUAAAGCCAGCCUAGAUUCAAGGGGCAAGGAAAUAGACUCUACCUCUUUAGUGAGAGAAAUUUCAAAGUCUCAUGGCGAAAGAUGGAUGAAAUUUCAAAGUCUCGUUGCAAAAGACAGGGAAAGUUGAAGAAUGAGGGCCAUUGUUGUAAUUAACAACACAAAUGCCUGCCCAAGGAUUAUAAAGGAAAUUAAUGUGGUACUGGGAUAGGAAAGAUGGGAUGUGUGUAGGCUAUGCCCCUGCUAGCUGGUGACAGAGAAGCAGGGAAUGAGAAAGAGUUGGCCAUAAGAGCAUGUGGACCAGGCAGGGAGAACGUUCUGGGGAGAGAGGGCUGUGUGGGCAAAGGCUCAGAGCUGGGAAGUAGCUCAGAGUGAACCGAAAGGCCAGGUGAGUGAAGCCUGCUGGGUGAGGGGGAAACUGUGCAAGAUGAGUUUAGAGAGUGGGCAGGGGCCAGAUCAUUGAUGACCUUCAAGGCUGUUCUAAGGAGUCUGUGGUCACUGGUUUCAUGUUAGCAAAAUGAUUCUAGCCCAGAAGAGGGACACUUACACUUUCCAUUUGCACUGGUUGCAGACCAGUUUCCACUCUGAAAGUGCAUGGAGGGAUAUGCUUUGCUCAUCUCUCUUCUGGAGAAUCUUGGAGUCUUCCCACUCUGGAAGGUACCCCAAGUAGAAAUGUAAACCAUUGUAAACUGGGUGACACGAGAGGAGGGACUGUAUUUAUCUCAUUCAUUACUUGGAGCCUGAUUCCUGACACCCAGGGGGUUCUGCACCAACAUGAAUGACAUGAGUGGAUGAAUGAAUGAAAGAAUGAAUGAAUGAAUGAAAAGAGCCCUGGAUUUGGAGAAAGCCUCCUGGUUCCUGUUCCUGGCUCUAGCACUAGUCAUGUAGCCUUGGACAAGUCACUUAACCUCUCUACAUCCUUAUUUGUGAAAUGAGGUAUCAGGACCAGCUCUAAACUUCUCUAAACAGACUUUGUGAAUUCCGACUGGGAACCCGGGCUGGGGCAUCCAUUUUACUUGAAGAUUUGGAAUGGGAGGAAAAUUAGGUAAUUUCUAAAAGUUUCACAUUAAAAUAAUCAUGAAAAUAUUAUGAAA